This is a messenger RNA of Salpingoeca rosetta, 1711 nucleotides long. RefSeq lists its product as uncharacterized. The record is from RefSeq and is a predicted model, not a curated record. The transcript is spliced from 4 exons. NCBI's taxonomy places the organism in Eukaryota, Choanoflagellata, Craspedida, Salpingoecidae. The coding region runs from base 193 to 1467 and encodes 424 amino acids.
CAACAAGAUCAACAACAGCAACAAGAUCAACAACAGCAACAACAACAACAACAGCACCAGCAACAGCAGCACCAACAGCAGCACCAACAUCAACAACAGCAACAGCAGCAGCAGCAACAGCACCAUCACCAACAGCCAGAAACUCAACAACCGCCACACACACACGUGGGCCCGCUGCCGCCUUUACAGCCAAUGCACCACCACCCACACCCGCUUCAGCACCCACCGCCACAACCGCCACACCAUCAACUCCAGCCACCACCGCCUCAUCAGCUCCAGCAGCACCAUCACCCUGCGCAUCACCCACCGCCACCCCACCACCAACACCACCCGCACCACCAACAGCAUGAGCACGCGACCAUGCGCCACCAUGACGAGCGGGAACAAGCAGAGCUAGCCAACAAGCGCGCCAAACUGGGCGAUCCACAAACCUCACAUGUCGAGACCUCCCAGAUUCCAAUGUCGUCGCAGAGCAUGCCCAUGCCGCUCAGCAUGCACCGUGUUGGCAUGCCCUCUGCACCCAUGAUGCAGGGCAAGGUCCGGGACAUGAUGCCGCCGAGGCCCAACUGCCCAGGCAUUAAGCAAAAGGGGGCCAAGUCGGCCCCCUGUGGCGACAACACCUGCAUCCGCUGCUUGCAAAUCAACUGCUGUAAGCGCUGUCCCAUGAGCGGGUGCGGGCAGUGGUCGCCCAUCGCUCGGCGCACGUGUCGCAGCUGCAACUAUCAGUUCACCUCUCGCGCCAAGGAGGCGCGUCGCAAGCACGCCGGGUUCACGGAGCAGCCCAAGGACCUGCAUCGCGCCGCUGCCCCUGCCUCGUUCGAGCAGUCCUUGCAAAGAAAGAUCAGUGCGUUCUUCAAUGCGCGGGACGGCAUGUAUCUCGGCGUCUCCGUGUACUCGGGCCGCUCAAUCGUCUCCCGCCUCUACCACAACCAGACGUCCUUCCUUGCCCCGAGCGUGCCCAACGACGGCACCCGCGAGUCGUGCCCGGAGAUUGCCUCGGCGGAGGAGGUUGCGUCGCGCAGUGUGGAGCUGUCUGACCCGCUGCUGGCCAACAACGCCCUCGUCAUAUCGGCCAUUCGCCAUCUCCAGCAGGAUGUGCUGCGCCAGGCCGAGCGCAUCCAGGACAUGAUGAAAGACUUUAUGACGGUGACCGCGACGAGUGGCAGCCGCGCUCGCAAGUGCGCCGAGAAGAUUGUCAACGCGUAUCAUCCCCAGCCAGAGCCGCAGGUGCUUGCACAGAUGAAGGCGGAGUUGCAGCAGCAGCAGCAGCAGCAGCAGCACCUCUCCCCACACCAACAGCCGCAGCAACAACAGCAACACCACCACCAGCACCAACUGCAGCCGCAGCAACAACACCACCACCAACAACACAUGCCUCAGCAACAGCAGCAUCACGCGCAGCAUCUCCAACACCCGCAGCAACACCAGCACCACCCCCCGCACAUCCAGCCUCACACGCUCCAGUAGUCAACAACCAGCAAAGCUCGGUCCAGCCUAUCCCAUCACACCUUCUCCUUUGCCUGCUUAUUGGUUGGCUGGUGCUCUUUCACGUCAGCAUCAUCCGCCCUCGUCGGUCCCCUCAUCACCGCCACUGUCUUCAUUGUCGUUGUGCAACGAGCCAAUUGACCACUCUUGCCCAGCACAAGGUUCUAUUACAACGACACAACAUGGAACGAGUCAAUCAUCAUCAAUGAACCAUGCAAGCACGCAC